Nematostella vectensis (starlet sea anemone) is the source of this 2426-nucleotide messenger RNA. Its product is annotated as monocarboxylate transporter 10. Gene Ontology annotation, molecular function: transmembrane transporter activity. Bases 420 to 1757 code for a protein of 445 amino acids. The transcript is spliced from 6 exons. Gene Ontology annotation, biological process: transmembrane transport. The record is from RefSeq and is a predicted model, not a curated record. NCBI's taxonomy places the organism in Eukaryota, Metazoa, Cnidaria, Anthozoa, Actiniaria, Edwardsiidae.
GGCGUGAGAUCCCCUCCAUCGCUGCCUUAGAGGAGAGGUUCAACUCCUUUCUACGAGAUCUCACGCCCAUUGCUCCACUCUUACUGGGUUUACAGUAGAUUCCGAAGCUACCCACCUGAGCUAUGCUUUCAUAUCUUUUUUUAUGCCCCCUGCCCUAAAUUUUGGUCUUCAAAGGGGGUGGGGGGGGGGCAUACUGGCCCCAGGUCUGCACACAUGUAGGGAGAAAAAAUGCUACUUCCGCUUUUAGGCAGUGCUUAAAUCUAUGUGUUAAUCAGAAUGAAUUUGAAAGUCAAAUUCAAAAGUUCAAUCGUUCGGGGUAGUGUUCUUCAUUCUUCUCGAUGAAAACAGCUGCAGCCUGAUUAGUUUCCGUAACUUUCUUUAAAGUUUUAAAAGGCUUCGAAGGAAAUAACUGUAACGUGAUGGGGCUAGCGUGUUUAACGAGCAAAAGGGCUCCAAAAGAGAAGGAUAGUUGGUGGUCAUUUCUCGUGUGUGUAUCAGCAAGUAUUUCAAGCAUCAUAUUUCUCGGCUUCAGUAAUUGCUUUGCUGUGGUUAUGCCGGUAUUACUGAAUUAUUUCAACGACUCCAGACAGAAAAUAGCGUGGGUUGGCUCCAUAGCGCAGUGUCUGACCUUUUUGGCAUCACCGCUGGCCGGACUUUUGAUUGGCAGGUUCAACUUUCGUGUUACCGCUGUCCUGGGUUCGCUGACGUGCUGCAUCAGCCUCGUUCUCACAUCGUUCACCAAAGCCUCCCUGCAUAUCUUCUUUUCCUAUAGCGUGCUGUACGGACUGGGCAGCUGUCUCUUCUACAUGUCAUGCGUGUACGCGGUGGCCGAGUACUUUGAAAAGAGAAGAGGUCUGGCGCUAGGAUUCUUAACAUCCGGGAUAUCUGUUGGCGUUCUGGCCCAGGGGCCUGUGCUUCAAGUGUUGCUCGAUGCGUACGGAUGGCGUGGUACUUUCCGGAUUAUGGCAGGUGUGGUGGGUGUCGCUCUCUUCCUCCUCUUGACCUUGGACCCGAAUGUCAAAAAGGCCGAGAUAUCAGAGGAGCAAACAGAUGACGUCACCAAGCCACAGCAGUCACGUGGCAAGUGCGCGCUCGUUACCGAGACCCUUAGGACGCCUGCCUACAUCAUCGCACUCGUGACACUCACGCUGGAGACGCUCACCGCAUUCGUCUCUUACGUCCACUUGGUCAAAUACUGCAUGGAGUCAGGCAUCCCAGAGAAGGAUGCGUCUGAACUGUUCAUUUUCAUCGGCGCCUGCUCACUGGUCUCUUCCAUAGUCAGCGGCCGUGUCCUAGACAUCAAGUCCCUCAACCCUUUCUUUGUCAAUCAAUUUGGCGCUGUUUCCAUGGGGAUGGGCAUGGUGCUGUUACCGCUGGCCACACAGUACACGCACUUCGUGAUAUUCUCCGUGUUUCUUGGGCUUGGAAUUGGGUGUUGCGUGACAACCUUGAUCGUAUUGGUGCUUGAGACAGUGAGGGAGGAGCUUAGAGAGGUGGCUUAUCCGAUUGGUCAGUUUGUGACGUCUGCUGGCAAUGCCGCUGGAGCUCCGCUUGCUGGUUUCAUAGCAGAUCUGUACGGGUCUUACGACCCUUCCUAUUACACUGCAGGUAGCAUCAUGCUGUUAGCGGCAUUUGUACCUCUGCUUCAGUACUGCUUUAAGCCCUGGAGGCAGACAAAGCAUCAGCAAAGAUCUACAAAUGGAAGCCUGGGGGAGGCUGAGAAAGACAGUGAUGAGGAAAUCACGACUAGAUUGUGAUCAUUUGCUACAAAAAGAAGUUUGCUAACUACAGUAAAAGGGUCGUUGCAAGUGUCUAGAAAUAGGAGUUUAGCAUUAGCGGAUCUAGGGGGAGUGUUUAAAGGGUUUAACCCCCCCCUUGGGCUGCCAGAAAGCCAUAUGUAACAAAAAAAUUACCCCCUACCCCCUUUGUCACUGACCCAAACCCCCCUUUAGCGAAAAGCUAGAUCCGCCCCUGUUUAGGAUAUUUAGUAGAACGUAUUUUAAAAUUAGUCAGUAUCAUGUGAGUGUCCACCUUCUUUCCUCGGUCCUGAGGGUAUAUAUAUGUUAUUUCGGUUGUGUGCGUGUGUUUUUUUUUUCCUUUGUGACUUUUACCGCGAAAUUCGUUGUGUAUAACAGUAUAAAAAGUAAUGUUCGCGCGUAAACAUCUUCUUUUGAAGUUACGCCUCUUUCUAACCUUAAAAUGUUGAUAAAUAUUCGGAAAUCAAUUUACUGUUAUGAAAAACAAUAAUUCUUAUAGAAAAUAUACUAUAAGUUUUCGUUAAGAAAAAAGGUGCCACUUUAAAAGAAAAUAAAAUAAUGCAAGACCUUUUCAUCUUUUUUGUACUCAUCCUGUGUGCCUAGGUUUGUUUGUUAGACUGAAAAAGGGUGUAAACUAAGUACUGUUAUCAUAAACGCUGUUAUACAAAG